Messenger RNA from Dicentrarchus labrax (European seabass), 2172 nucleotides. Its product is annotated as rhodopsin-like. Lineage: Eukaryota; Metazoa; Chordata; Actinopteri; Moronidae. Gene Ontology annotation, molecular function: G protein-coupled receptor activity. The transcript has 5 exons. Gene Ontology annotation, cellular component: membrane; photoreceptor outer segment. The record is from RefSeq and is a predicted model, not a curated record. The coding region runs from base 143 to 1207 and encodes 354 amino acids. Gene Ontology annotation, biological process: G protein-coupled receptor signaling pathway; visual perception; phototransduction.
UUCAGCCAUCCUUUCUCCCCCAUUCUCACUACAACUUCAUGACAAGACUCCCUCACAGUAUUUUAUUCUAAGAAGACGCACAGGCUGUUUUAUCGAGUGUCAAGGUCUCAGAAGAAGAAAAAAAACAUCACCAGCUGCAGCCAUGAAUGGCACAGAAGGACCCAACUUUUAUGUCCCCAUGUCUAACAAGACUGGGUUGGUUCGCAGCCCAUUUGAGCACCCUCAGUACUACCUGGCUGAGCCCUGGAAGUACUCUCUUGUGGCUGCGUACAUGCUGUUCCUCAUCACCACUGCCUUCCCCAUCAACUUCCUCACUCUCCAUGUCACUGUCAAACACAAAAAGCUAAGGACCCCUUUGAACUACGUCCUGCUCAACCUGGCGGUGGCCGACCUCUUCAUGGUAAUCGGAGGAUUCACAGUCACCCUGUACACAGCCCUGCACGGAUACUUCAUCUUAGGGGUCACCGGCUGCAAUAUUGAAGGAUUCUUUGCCACCUUAGGAGGAGAGAUUGCUCUCUGGUCUUUGGUGGUUUUGGCUAUUGAGCGCUACGUUGUGGUCUGUAAGCCAAUGACUAACUUCCGCUUUGGGGAGAAACAUGCCAUUGCUGGGCUGGCAUUCACAUGGAUCAUGGCCCUGACCUGUGCUGCUCCCCCUCUAUUUGGAUGGUCUCGGUACAUCCCAGAGGGAAUGCAGUGUUCCUGUGGGAUUGACUACUACACUCCUAAGCCCGAGAUCAACAACACCUCAUUUGUCAUCUAUAUGUUCGUCCUCCAUUUCUGUAUCCCCCUCUUCAUCAUUUUCUUCUGCUACAGUCGCCUGCUCUGCACUGUGCGAGCGGCUGCAGCCCAGCAGCAGGAGUCUGAAACCACCCAGAGAGCGGAGAAAGAGGUGACACGUAUGGUUAUCGUUAUGGUGGUCUCCUUCCUGGUGUGCUGGGUGCCCUAUGCCACCGUGGCCUGGUACAUCUUUGUCAAUCAGGGAACUGAGUUCGGGCCGGUAUUCAUGACCGCUCCAGCCUUUUUCGCCAAGAGUGCUGCUCUGUACAACCCAGUCAUCUACAUUCUGCUAAACAAACAGUUCAGAAAUUGCAUGAUCACCACGGUGUGCUGUGGAAAAAACCCGUUUGGAGACGACGAGGCCGCCGCCGCCACCGUCUCCAAAACUCAGACUUCAUCCGUCUCCUCCAGCCAGGUGGCCCCCGCUUGACCUGUACCCCCUCGUCCCCCCUUCAAAGUCCCAUCUGUCCCUGCACACCUAGGGACCCACCACCGCCAAGCAGCACAACGUUCUAUUGGCCAAUCCUCUUGACUUACCUCUCCAUGUGUCUUCACUGCAGUGACACAACCGCACCUUUGCUGGGUCUGACAUACUGAAGAGCCAGCAUGCGUUUUUUCAAUCCAUUUCAUCAUGGAAAGUGUUCAGCUGGAGUUUAACCCGGCACCAAGGGGGUGUUGUCCAUGUGAUCCAACUGAACACAUUCCAAACUCCCCACUAUCCAAAAUACCCAAAACACAUAAUAGGUGAAACCUAAUUCAGCAAACCACACUACAUGAUUUCAUCCACGUCAGCUCUUUUUUAAGUAAUUGUUGCAGCUAUAUAUCCCCGAAACGCGCUUUGAACAAUCCAUUUAAUGAAUACUUAGGUGAAAUGAGACAUGAAUAUUAAUUAGAUAUAUCUCGGAUGAGUUUUUGAAGUAUCAGACGGGGCUGUCCUCUGGUCUCUCUGUCUCUCCUCUUGUCUUUAUGGUGACAAAGCUGAGGUUGUUAGUUUGCUUUUGGCAUAGACUGAGACAUGAGUGUAAACAGAUGGACCUGAAAAGGGCCUCUGCAGGGAUAAGGCGCCUCCUGCAAGAGAGUGGAUGUGUUUGUGUGUGUGUUUUUGUGUGUGUGUGUGUGUGUGUGUGUGUGUGUGUUUUUGUGUGUGUGUUUUUGUGUGUGUGUGUGUGUGUGUGUGUGUGUGUGUGUGUGUGUGUGUGUGUGUGUGUGUGUGUGUGUGUGUGUGUGUGUGUGUGUGUGUGUGUGUGGGAGGGGGGGUAGAUGUUUAUGUUAUGUUUGAAUGGAUGUCAGAAUGUCAGUGUGUGUAUUAAAGAGAUAUUAUUUUGUUAAUCGUGUAAAGGCUAGGAUGUUGUGGAAGUUGUUUUGUGUCCUGCAAUAAAAACAAAGCUAAAUGUC